AUGGAGUUAUGCAAGUUGAAUCACUUGAGUGUGAUUGAUCUUUCUCGUAGAAAUCUUUCUGGUCAGGUUCCCCCUUGCCUAAAAUUCACCACCCUUGGGGAUUUAGACUAUGUUAAUGCCAAAAUGAUUGGCUAUAGCGUAUUCUCGUUGAAUGUAUCGAUAGAUUUUUCAAUGAAAAAUGGGUACAACUCUUACAGGGGAAGAAUCAUACCACUGGUAUUUGGAAUCGAUCUCUCUUGCAGCAAACUGGUCGGUGAGAUUCCUCCUCAAAUUGGAAACUUGCACAAGAUACUUGGGAAAAUCGAAAGUGUGGAUCUUUCCUACAACAAAUUGAGUGGAAAUAUCCCUUCUCAACUUGUGGGGUUAAGUUUCAUGUCUACUUUCAAUGUGUCGCUCAACAACUUAUCUGGAAGGACACCAUCAAGAGUUGCACAAUUUGGAACAUUCGAUGAAUUCAACUACUUGGGAAAUCCUUUUCUUUUUGGUGAACCAUUGCCAAAGUGCGCAGAUACUGGAUCAUCACCACCAAAGCCAAAUUCAACAACUAACAAUGAUGAAGACUAUGGUUUAAUAUACAUGAGGGCAUUUCGUUUGACUUUCAUCACGUCUUACAUAAUGAUAUUGUUGGUUGUUCCUGUCGUGCUACACAUAAAUCCCUAUUGGAGACGAGCUUGGUUCUAUCAUGUAAUGACCGCUGCCACUUUCUACUACUAUUUUGUGCUAGACAAUGUUCUCCCGAGACGGUUUCAUUGUAGAAAUUUGUAG
Molecule: messenger RNA, 765 nt
Organism: Hibiscus syriacus
Lineage: Eukaryota; Viridiplantae; Streptophyta; Magnoliopsida; Malvales; Malvaceae
Product: receptor-like protein 9a
Exons: 2
Coding region: 1-765 (254 amino acids)
Molecular function (GO): protein binding
Source: RefSeq, a predicted model, not a curated record